UUUUGUGUUGAUCAAACUUUGAUGGUAAAAUCUUGACUGUGUUUUGGUUUAAUUUUUGUUAAUUUAAUUGUGUUUUUAUAUUACCUGUGGUAAUUAAUUUAGUCAAUUAUGAAGACUAUUCACGCUAAACAGGAAGUUGUAGUACCAAAAGGAGUCACUGUGACCACUAGACGAGGAAUUGUCCGAGUAACUGGUCCAAGAGGAACCUUAACCCGAAAAUUUUCUCAUGCUCAUCUUCAAUUAUCAAUGAUUGGUAAGAAAAGAUUAUUGGUCCAAAAAUGGUUUGGAAAUAAGAAACAAUUGGCCUUGGUUCGAACAGUGUCAACCCAUGUUGCCAAUAUGAUUAAAGGUGUUACUCUUGGUUAUCGAUACAAGAUGCGAUCAGUCUACAGACAUUUCCCCAUUAACGUUACCAUUAAUGAUGGUGGUAAACUUGUUGAGAUCCGUAAUUUCCUUGGUGAGAAAUUCCUCCGAUCAGUAACCAUGCAACCUGGUGUAACAUGCCAAUUGUCUACUGCUCUUAAAGACGAACUUAUCUUGGAAGGAAAUGACAUCGAAUUGGUUUCAAGAUCAGCAGCUAGGAUCCAACAAUCAACAACUGUCAAAGACAAAGAUAUUCGUAAAUUUUUAGACGGAAUUUACGUUUCGGAAAAGACACAUAUUGAAAAUGUCUAAAUUUCCUAGUAAAACAUUAAAUGUACUAUAUUUAACAAAGAUCAA
This is a messenger RNA of Panonychus citri (citrus red mite), 720 nucleotides long. RefSeq names its product 60S ribosomal protein L9-like (gene RpL9). The record is from RefSeq and is a predicted model, not a curated record. Lineage: Eukaryota; Metazoa; Arthropoda; Arachnida; Trombidiformes; Tetranychidae. The coding region runs from base 109 to 675 and encodes 188 amino acids. The transcript has a single exon. Gene Ontology annotation, cellular component: cytosolic large ribosomal subunit; ribosome. Gene Ontology annotation, biological process: cytoplasmic translation. Gene Ontology annotation, molecular function: structural constituent of ribosome; rRNA binding.